AUGAUGGCAUCAUCAGCACCCGACAGAGUUCGAUCUCGCACACUUCCAGGCCAUCGGUCUGCUAUGCGUCGUGCUCAACAUCGUCCAUCACCUCGCUCGAUGUCGUAUGAUCACUCACAACCACAGCCACCAACUGAAGCAGCCAAUAACAACAAUACCUUGAAUUACGAUGAUGGCAAUACCUCUUCAGACGACGACGAUAAUACCAAUAGCUUAGCCUUUGCGAGCAAAAAGCGAUUAACGUUGAGAGUUGUUAAUGCCGACAUUGACGUGUCACCAUCAUCAAGCGAUGAUGAAGCCAAAAUCACAGAGAAUCUUGAUUCACCUUUAAUGAACUCGAAAAUGAAACGAUCAUCACCAGCAGCGCCACCAUCUUCUGAUUCUUCCAUCUACAGCAAUAAUGAAAAUCACCCCGACAAUCAUGCUUCAGAGACAUCUCCUCCUCCCCCAACACCGUUGCACAACGACAACCACCUUUCCGACAUUCAACAACCGAUCCAUCUUGCUGCCAAGAGUGCUCAUUCCUCUGGUAGAAACAGCGUUAAUGUUGAUCAUCACUCACAACAACAGCCACAAACAUCGGAUACAUCUGAAAUGGGAUCAUUAAAGUAUCAAGUGGAGGCUGAAGAUGAAGGAUUGGGUCCUUGUACACCACCACCUGCACCUCCAUCCAUGACAACAGACGCGCGAUCCAUGAUAUCCACCACGAAUGAAAGUGUUCUCUCAGCCACCAUGGCCCAUGCCUCGCAAUCCAAGUAUAGCAAAGCAUCGUUCACUUUGACCAACCAACGCGAUUCACUUCGCAUGUACCGGGACAUGGCAGAAAAAGUGAACGAUCCACUUGUCCAAUUGAGCUAUGCAAAGUAUCUUUUGGAUGUGGCCGAGUUAUAUAACACCAACAAAGAUGAUGUGAAACGACAAUCCACAGCAGCUGACGAGGAAGCUAUAAGCAAUUUAUGGGUGGAUAUGGUGAAGCGUGCCUCUGGACGUGCUAAUUUAGCGCGUGGAAUAGCACCAUUCAUCAAACCGGAGAUGGAUGCAAAAGCAAAAAGAGAAGCAUUGGAGAUGGAAGCUAUCACGUGGAUCAAGCGUCUUGCAAAGGAACAAGUAGGAGAAGCAGCACACAUGCAAGCCACGUGGAUCGACAAUCAAAAGUAUGGAUUUGCUCCAAAUCCGGAGAAGGCCUAUCGACUCCAUGUCAUUGCAGCUCGAUCGGGGAAUCCAUAUUCCAUGUACGCUGUAGCUAAAUACUUGGAGCAUCAAAUACCAUCAUCAUCGUCAGGUGAAGAUGUAUUUGAGUAUUAUCAAUCGGCAGCAAACAAAGGGUAUCUUCCAGCUUUAUUGAGGGUGGCCAAGAUAUACAUCCAUGGCCAAUUUGGGCAGCGGCAAAAUAUCAGCAAAGGUCUUACCUUACUAUCCCAAGCAGCUGAAAAUGCUACAGAAGAAUACCCAGAGCCCAUCUUUGUGUUUGGACAAAUGCUUGCCAACAUUUAUCCAGAAGCCGACAUCCCAGCUGAGCUGCUCCAACACUAUGGUGGUUCGAAUGCUAUACUGCGAACGUUUGAACGAGCUGCUGAGCUUGGUCAUACAGGAGCACAAACACAAUUGGGGUCGAUGUAUGAACAUGGUAGCUAUGGUGUUGCCAUGGAUAUGGAAAAAGCCCAUCAUUACUAUAGCAGGGCCGCUUCAACAACGGGUGAUCAUCAUGGUGGUGAUCCUGUGGCAAUGCUUGGACUUUGUCGUCUUUACAAUUGUGGUAUCCAUGGGCCAGAGGAUAAUGAGGAGCCCCAACGAUUGGUACAAGACGUCUCGGGAUGGCUGGCUCGUACAGGUCGGGAUGAAGAUGAAUCAUUUCGAUGGUGUGAGAAAGCUGCUAACCAAGGACAUGCCGAUGCCAUGUUUAUGCUUGCGUGGUACCUUGAGACUGGAUUUGGAACGCCCAAAGACAUUACGCGAGCCAAUUUGUUUUAUCGACGAGCAGCAAGCAAAGGUAACCAAGCAGCAAAACAAAAGGUUAACAACAACCAGCAUACAACUUCUUCCAUGCCACGAUCUACCGGUGUAACAACAUCAUCACCUGUUACUUCAAGGACAAUGAACGGUCGUCCAAAGAAGACAAAGAAGCGCAAAAACCUUUGUAUCAUUACUUAG
Lichtheimia ornata is the source of this 2151-nucleotide messenger RNA. RefSeq lists its product as uncharacterized. Bases 1 to 2151 code for a protein of 716 amino acids. Gene Ontology annotation, molecular function: protein binding. The transcript is spliced from 5 exons. The record is from RefSeq and is a predicted model, not a curated record. Lineage: Eukaryota; Fungi; Mucoromycota; Mucoromycetes; Mucorales; Lichtheimiaceae.